AUGUUAAGGGUGUACACGCCCGCGUCCUCGCAACCAACGACAACCGGAAGGAGCCCUCUCACGCGUCAAUCCCACGCUGACGGCCUCAGACGGCAGAUCGUAGAUAUGGUGCAACAGCAAGGUCUCACCACAUCUAUACCAGAUACAAUCGGACAGAAUUCCGGACAGACAACAGAGGAUCCGGUUGACCAACCAACAGAGCGUUUGACGACACCGGAACCAACAACGGUCAUAUAUCAAAUCAGGAAAAAAGGAGGAAUCGCAAGUACCAAACAAAUAGACGAUAAGACUGACAAGAAAAACGAUAACUUAAAAAAAAUCCACUUAAAGAUCUUACGUGAAACUAGAGGUCGAGGGUCGCGCUCGUUCCCUGUUAUUGAGGGUCAGCUUCGUGACAGUUCGGCAAAUGACGACGGCAGAAAAGAUCCGUUCAAGCGGCCUAAGGCCAUUGCAGCAGGAGACACAAAACCAAGCGCUGUUCCUAAAGUGUCGUUCAGGAUAAAUGAUACUAAGAACACGCCUGUUUCGGAGUCUCCUGCACCCGGAAUGCAAUCGAAUGUCAAUAGUUCUGUGGAUUCUAAGUAUGAAAUCCGUGGCAGCGCGAUCCGGUCCAACAGGAACAACAAAUCAGCUCCUGCUUACCGCUCGUCGGAAGCAUCCAAACGUCACAUGACGAUUCAUACAUCGUUACAGUUAUUUAAACGUAAGUUAAAGGUGAACCAUCCUGACAACUAUGUACAGCCGAAUAUGAACACAAAUGAUUCUGAUUACGUCAUACGAAGAGUACCUCUCAAGUAUGACAGAUCGUCAGGUGGCCGGACAAUGAUGUCACCCUCCCCUUUGGAGCCUAGACUACAAGUGAUGUCCUCCGUUCCACGCCGUUCAAAGACACAAGCCAUGACUACCAAUUUCACACGACCUACAAGCGGUACAGAGGCUAGUCAGAAUGAUGAAGAGAAGAAAAUCCGUUGUUCGUAUCGCCUUCCAGAUAACUUUAACUGGACCAAGGAAGUGUCUUUCCGCGACGAUACUGAAAUGAUUCCUAACGUGAAUACGUAUGUGGUGGAACAAGGUCUCAAGAAGGCCACCCGAAAGUAUGAUGGUCACGCCACACUUAGUGCGCACAACCUGGACGUACAUAAUGCUUUAACUGCAAAUCGCAAAGUGAAACUUGGCGAGAGUGAGGAGGAGUUUGACUCUCGAUUCGCCCGGUGGCUCGAGGAAUCCAACCUGACAUACAAACAUAAUGCGCGCGCGCACUCCUCGCCAGGUGUCCGUUCACGUCCGUCAGAGAUAGAUGGACACCAAAUGGACAUCAUCCACGUGCCACAUGAGGAGAUUAGGUGUAAAACUCCAUUUCCUGAUACAGAUCAACCUUCCUCUAACUGA
Molecule: messenger RNA, 1389 nt
Organism: Ylistrum balloti
Lineage: Eukaryota; Metazoa; Mollusca; Bivalvia; Pectinida; Pectinidae
Exons: 1
Coding region: 1-1389 (462 amino acids)
Source: RefSeq, a predicted model, not a curated record